GAGUGCAGCAUAGCUUCCACAAGUCUUGUGUUUACCUGUCGGCCCAGAAAGAGGGAAAUCAUUAAAUAUACAAAAGGCCUUUUAACGAUGACUUAUGCAACGUUAGAGAAGUUAUAAUGAAGAAUUUUAGAACAUCAUCCAACGGUAAAAACAGCUUGGAGUCAUCACUUUAGAUUUCUCUGUGAACUGUAACAAAGAUGGCAGAACCAAGGACCCUCUUGUCUACGGCACUGCCACCUACAGUUCAGAUUGAUUCCCCUCCUCCAGGGCCCCCAAACACAUUGGAGCUAAGUGCCAUAGGGAAAAAUGACAACAUGGAACAGGAUGGGAUCUUUACGAUCUCUGGGCAGCUGCAUACAGUCGCCACAACACCGAGUGAUUUGAAUGAGACAGUCAUGACAAACGACAGCCAAUCAGAGUUCGUUACUACCACAGAUAUUCACGAACGACAGCGUGAACAGUUACGUGAGGCUGGGUUCGACCCGGAUGAGUUUGAAGAAGGAAGGGAUUGUGGGUAUGGAAAAUGCCGUCCAGACUGUAUGCAGACUUGCGCGAACAUAAAAAUGUUUAUCUUUGUGAUGUGCAUUCUUUCUCUUUUCUCGGGAUCUAUAUCUGCCGGGUACUUCAACAGUGUGAUAACGACUGUAGAAAAACGCUUUGAGAUUGGCAGCUCUCUAUCCGGGGUCAUCGCUGCCUCUUUUGAGUUUGGAUCCCUCGUUGCUGUGAUAUUCGUAAGUUAUUUUGGCGCACGUCGACACAUUCCACGCCUUGUGGGCAUAGGAGGUCUUCUCAUCUCGCUGGGUGCCUUCAUGUUCACCCUUCCACAUUUCCUUGCAGAAUCUUACACCAUAAAAGGCGGCUUCAUCAACAGCACCGAGCACGAUAAUAUAUGUAAAAUUCCCACUUCGACAUCUCUAAGCCAACCAGGAAGCACAGCGACCCUGGGUAGUGCCGCCAUGAUGAAUUGCGUAGACUCUGAGUCUGGGAACGGGAUAUAUGUAUUUAUCCUGAUUUUAGCGCAGGUGCUUGUAGGGGUGGGCGGUACCCCCAUCUAUACCCUGGGGACUACUUAUAUUGAUAACCAUGUUCCCAAGGACAAGGCGCCCAGUUUGAUAGCAUUUAUCUAUGCAACAUCUGCCCUGGGUCCAGUGGUAGGGUUCGGACUCGGUGCUCUUCUUCUCCAGUACUACGUGGACGCCUUCAGCUACGACUACCGCACCCUCAAUCUCACCACUGAGGACCCGCGUUGGGUGGGUGCCUGGUGGGGAGGCUUCCUCCUUUUUGGGAGCGUUCUGAUUUUAAUCGCAAUUCCUUUCUUUGGUUUUCCCAAAACUCUACAUGCCGAUUUAGAGGCGAAAAUUUUGAAAGACAAGGGGAAGACAGAAUCAGAAGUAGGAGAGCCGAAGGAUGAUGAAUAUGGGAAAACUAUCAAAGACAUUCCACGUGCAGUAUGCAGUCUACUACGUAAUGCCAUCUACCUCCUGACGUGUUUUGGCGUUUGCUGCGAACUCGCCAUCGUCAGCGGUUUUCUAACAUUCCUGGCUAAGUACAUAGAACACCAGUUUUCCAUCAACAAGUCUCAGGCUAAUUUAUUCACUGGUGGUAUAGCUAUACCUGGAGCAGUGCUUGGAGUCUUGUUAGGGGGGUUUUUGAUGAGGAAGUUGCAGCUUAAACCUAAAGGUGCUAUCCAGAUGACUCUUAUACUGAAUGGACUGGCCAUAGGUGUCAUGGUCUUACUGCUGUUCACUGGGUGUGAAAACAGAAAGAUAGCUGGCGCCACUAUGCCAUAUUCUGCAGGUCUUGAUGAUUCACUGGAGUUUGAAGCCAAUCUGACGUCAUCAUGCAAUGACGCCUGUUCCUGCUCAACAAGAGCAAUAGAUCUCAUCUGCGGAGCUAAUGACAUCACAUAUUUCUCCCCGUGUCACGCAGGGUGCACACAUUUCUAUGCUAAUAAUAAUGAUGUGGUAAAAGAUGACAGUGACAGAGUAUUGAGCAAUAUAAAGAACUACACAGACUGCUCCUGCAUUGUUACGAACUCGUCCACGGACAUCAUCGUGUCCCAGCUUGCGCGCAGCGGACCCUGCCCCCAUGAAUGCAAGAAUUUUGUGUACUUCAUGAUUCUUCUGUUUGGUGCUACUUUCCUCACAGCAGGGACACAGAUGCCGCUGCUGAUGGUGACAAUGAGGUCAGUUGCAGAGGAAGAGAGGUCUUUUGCUCUUGGGAUGCAGUUUGUGAUAAUGAGACUACUUGCUUACAUUCCUUCCCCCAUUAUGUUUGGGAACUUGAUUGAUACAACAUGUCUUGUCUGGCAGAAACACUGUGAGGCCAAUGGCUCCUGUCUAGUCUACAAUAUAGAGCAGUUUAGAUUCAAAUAUCUUGGUGAGUUUCUGCAGGUUGAGUAG
Messenger RNA from Lingula anatina, 2402 nucleotides. Its product is annotated as solute carrier organic anion transporter family member 3A1. Gene Ontology annotation, cellular component: basolateral plasma membrane. The record is from RefSeq and is a predicted model, not a curated record. Lineage: Eukaryota; Metazoa; Brachiopoda; Lingulata; Lingulida; Lingulidae. Gene Ontology annotation, biological process: transmembrane transport; sodium-independent organic anion transport. Gene Ontology annotation, molecular function: protein binding.